UAGUCAAGCAUAUUGGAGAAAAACAGGGCAUGUACCUAUCAAGCCACCUGUUUAUCGCAUCCAACCAGGAAGGCCCAAACUUAGCAGAAAUAGAGAAGCUGAUGAAAUACCAAAAGAGGCAACAAAACUUAAAAGGUAUGGCAUUGUAAUGACAUGCCACAACUGUGGACAAGAAGGUCACAAUUUUGCUGGCUGUCCCCAACUUGGACAGGUUAUAAUUGUUCUUAAUUUGUUUGUUUACAUAUUUUUUUUUUGUUGAAAAUGGCUAUGUUAAUAUGUGAUUGGACUGUUUUUACUAUAUUAACAUGUGAUUUGUUGUUCUUGACAAUGAAGGGGCAACCUAGAGGUAGAGCAAGAUGCGGUAGAAGGGGAAGAGGAGCUGUGAGGGGAAGAGGUGCAAGGGGAAAAGGAGCUACAACUGGUAAUGGAGAUGUUGAUGCUACAAGUGUCAAUGCAAGUGGAACAACAACUGUCAGAGGUGUUAAGAGAGGCAGAGGUGUUGUCAGUGAACAACAACAAACUCAGGCCAGACCAAAGUUUAAUGUGAAAAGAGGAGCUCAGGCCCCCUAUGUCAUAAGGAAGACCAAUCUAUUUGCUGAUUCACAAGCUGGCCAAAGUUCACAAGCUCCUUCCGGACCUGCCCCAAGUUUACAAGCUCCUUCAAGACCUGCCCCAAGUAAACAAGCUCCUUCACAAUCUGUCCCACAUUCACAAGGUCCUUCACAACCUGCCCCAAGGUCACAAGCUCCUCCACAACCUGUCCAAAGUUCACAAGCUUAUCAAGGUUCAAGUUCACAACCUCAACCUAUGGUAACUUCUCCAAAAAGGCCUAGGUUAAAAUCUCCAGCAAAACGAAUAAGGCCAUGGAGAGUUUAG
Molecule: messenger RNA, 876 nt
Organism: Prunus persica (peach)
Lineage: Eukaryota; Viridiplantae; Streptophyta; Magnoliopsida; Rosales; Rosaceae
Product: translation initiation factor IF-2
Exons: 2
Coding region: 262-876 (204 amino acids)
Source: RefSeq, a predicted model, not a curated record